This is a messenger RNA of Penicillium cinerascens, 1137 nucleotides long. Its product is annotated as glycoside hydrolase family 16 protein. The record is from RefSeq and is a predicted model, not a curated record. The coding region runs from base 1 to 1137 and encodes 378 amino acids. Gene Ontology annotation, biological process: glucan catabolic process. The transcript is spliced from 3 exons. Gene Ontology annotation, molecular function: hydrolase activity, hydrolyzing O-glycosyl compounds. NCBI's taxonomy places the organism in Eukaryota, Fungi, Ascomycota, Eurotiomycetes, Eurotiales, Aspergillaceae.
AUGCCCUUCACGACCACUCUCCUUACGGGUCUGGGCCUGCUUGCUCAAUUGAGUGCUGCCGGCUACACGUUGCAGGACGAUUACGGCACCGACAAUUCCUUUUUCAACCAGUUCGACUUCUAUACCGGACAAGACCCUACCGACGGCUUCGUGAGCUACGUCGAUCAAUCGACCGCCAGUAGCAACGGCCUCAUCAGCACCGGUGGCGGCUCCGUGUACAUUGGCGUGGACCACUCCAACACCGCCACCACCGGCCGCCAGAGCGUGCGGCUGCAAAGUACCAAUACCUACACCCACGGUCUGGUGAUUCUGGAUCUGGAGCACAUGCCCGGUAACGUCUGCGGCACCUGGCCCGCCUUCUGGAUGGUUGGCAGCAAUUGGCCCAACAACGGCGAGAUUGACAUCAUCGAGGGUGCCAACACCCAGUCCGUCAACCAGAUGACCCUGCAUACCAGCGACGGCUGCUCCGUCGGCAACUCUGGCUUCACCGGCUCCGUCUACACCAGCAACUGCUACGCCGAGGCCUCGGGCCAGACUCCCAACGCGGGCUGUGCCGUCCUGGACAGCAGCACCCAGUCCUACGGUGACGGCUUCAACCAGGCCGGCGGCGGUGUCUACGCUACCGAGUGGAACAGCGAUAACAUCAACAUCUGGUUCUUCCCCAACUCCAGCGUCCCUUCCGACAUCACCAGCGGCAGCCCUGACCCUUCGGGCUGGGGUACCCCCGCCGCCAGCUUCGGUGGUAGCAGCUGUGACAUCGACUCGCACUUCAGCGAGCUGCAAAUCGUUUUCGACAUCACCUUCUGCGGCGUCUGGGCCGGUGACGUCUGGUCCUCCGGCAGCUGUGCCUCCAAGGCCAGCACCUGCAACGAUUACGUGUCGGACAACCCCUCCGAGUUCCAGCAAACCUACUGGGAAAUCAACUCUCUCAAGGUCUACCAGGACAGCAGCUCCUCCAAGCGCGACUCCAUCCCCCAACCCCACGCCAAGGCACACGUCCGUGCCGACGUCAACGAGCCCAUCGAGGAGCCCAAGUCUACGAUCGAGCGCUCGGCGCCGUACAUUCGCCCUGGUCCUCGCCCUGCCUGGAAGCACCGCCGUGAUGCCUUCAAGCACGGCCACAGCCACGGGCAAUAA